Messenger RNA from Brassica rapa (field mustard), 6127 nucleotides. RefSeq names its product glutathione S-transferase T2-like. Lineage: Eukaryota; Viridiplantae; Streptophyta; Magnoliopsida; Brassicales; Brassicaceae. The record is from RefSeq and is a predicted model, not a curated record.
AAGGUGAAUCGCUAACCCAAAUUAUACAUUUAAAGGAUGACUGAUCGUGAUUUUUGGUUACUAUACAACUCUUUACUCGAAACUUUGAGAUUUGUCUGGUUGUAACAUUUCAAAGCUAGAGAAUUUUAUUUGUUUGAUGAAUUAUUCCAAUCUGAUAGAGGAAACAAGAAACUAGUAAUAGCUAAUUGGGUUGUGGGGCUACUUGGUUCUGUUGAGGGACAAAUAGGUCGUGAAGAAUCCUAUUGUUUAUUGACUUCAGAGUCUGUGUUGCUUCGUUAUAUUCUUUAUCAAAGAGAGACUUCCGCAAACCAAAAAUGUUACACUCUAUCGCUUCCCUCCUGAUCUCAUUAGCCUCGGAAACAGUCUUCCCACACCUCAACUUCUCCUUUGAUUGCUUCAGCUGUUCUUCAAUACUAGACAUAAAAUCCCAGUCACAUGUAAAUAUUGCUUCUCCUCUGAGAAUCCAAACAAUGAUAUUUUGAGAUACGAUUACAUAAUUAUAAUUCCACAAAGUUGAUAUGUCCAGUCUCAGGACUGACAUGCCAUUAAUAUGAUAUACUCCAUUCUUGGGUUCAAUAAAUUUGAAGUAGACAUAAUGAAUGACGUUAAUCAUCCUUUCCAGCAUGGGACUAUCAUGACAAAAGACACUUCUUGCUUCUCUUCAUAACUUAUACCAGAACCACAAAUAAUGUGAAUGUCAUCACACGUCAAGAACAUGGAUUGAGGCACCAAUAUCGAAAGCUCAACUCUUAGUCUCAUAACCUCCUUCUUAAUUCCUCCCCGAAAUUUAAGGAGAAUGUAGGGGCAGUGACAUUAUCUCCAUAUCCAAAGUCUCACCCAAAAUAGGCCCAAACUAUUCGCUAAGAAUCUUAUUUUGUAUCACUCUUGGUGUUUCUUAUCCAGCUUCUUCAUCAAAGUGAUACUUCCAAAAGUGAAAAAUGCUAGACUAUAUCGUCUCACUCGCAAACCCAUUGGCCACUGAAACAUCCUUAGCGGACCUCAGCUCAUCCUCUAGAUUCUUCAGCCCUUACUUGUAUCUCUUCAAACUUCUAAGAUAAUAGUUGAUCAUCAAAAGAUCAAUCUUUUGUUUUGAGAACCAGAAAAGGCGAUGCAAAGUUAUGAUUCAGCAGACGCACUCAGUCCAUGUUGUCCUGAUAAGCUUCCACUUGGCCAACUUUCCGUCAGCAUUCUGAUAUACUCCAUUCUUCAUUUUGAUAUCUCUUGAGUAUACAUAAUGAAUCACAAGAAGAAACCUUUCUAUCAUAUGCUUCCACUCCGGCAGUACAUAUCUCCACAACCUCAAGCAGAACAACAACAUAGUACAUAUAUUGAAUACACCUUUGGGUCAGAAUAGAUGGCUUUGAUGAUGGAUCUUAUCUUCGUCAAUCUAGUCUAUUGCGAUUAGGCCUUUACUGAUCAGAUUUAUGUGAUAAACCUCUGACAAAAAAUGAUAAUAAAAGUUCAUAACUAGCUGUUAUCUAACCAUGGAGACAUUUAAUGAAAACAACAUGUCGCAAUAUAUAAACACACACAAUUAGUUCCCGCGAGUGCGCGGGGUGUGGAGCACCAAACGUUAAUGUCAUCUCGGACAUUUCAGACUUUUUUUAGUCGACCUAUUUCAAAUUUUUUUAUCCACCACAAAUCAUUAUUUACAAAAUCCUGUAAGAACUUUAAAAAUAAAUAAUUUUGUAACUAAAAAUUUUUAUAAAAUUUUAGAGUUAUUCAUUUUUUAGAAAAAAAAACAGUUUAUUACAAUUCUAUAUUUUUUGAAAUUAAUAUUGGGUAAAAUAAAGAAAAUAAUUUAAUUUAUUGUUCGUAUAAAUUGUUAAAAUUUUUAAUCCGAAUUUUAUAUCUCUUUCUUUACACUAUUUGAUUUAUAUACUAACAACUACUUAAGUAAACACUAACCAACCCAUAAACCUCAAUUUUUGAACAUGAAAGCGCUAAUAACGGUAAUGAUAUCAAUCAAAUCAUUAUGAAAAUAAGAUAUGAAAAUAUCAACACAAAUAAAUUCACCGGUUAUUUUUGUAUCAACCUAAUCAAGGAGUUGACUUCCAAUAUUUCAUUCAUCACCAUUGUAACACAACGCAUCAACAACAUUAUGCCCAUAAUAUUAAUAAUGUAAUACAUCACGCAUGACAUAGAACUGUAAAAUAUGGAAGGGAAUCACAUGAAGAACAUGCAAAAUUAACCUUACAUAUAUAUCUCAUGCAAAAAUAAAUGAAGUGAAAAAGGAAACUAAUAAGUGAAUGUAAAUGUAAUUAAGUGAAAAUAUUCAUUUUUUUCCUUUGUACAUAUAUAUUUCCUUUUUUCUUUCUUUUACCAAACAAAAUAUUCAUUUUUUUGCAACACAAAUAUUCAAUUUUUUUGUCAACAUAUUAUAAAUAAACCCUAUGAACGGAGACGUCUAAGGGCAUCUGCAUCGGGCGUGCCUUGGGCCGUCCCUUCCUCUUUAUUGGGUCGAAAAUAAAUCAAAAUAAAAUUAAAAUGGGUGGGACGGGCCGUAAUUAAGGGACAAUCGGGCUCGUCCCGAAGGAGACGUGGCAACACGGUAUUGGACGAUGGAAACGACGAAGGGACGGUCGUUUCGGCUCAUUCCCAUUCCUGAAAUUGAAAUCGCAAAAUCCAAAAAGGAGAGCUCCAUGGCGAUGAACUGAAGCAUCGAAUCAAAGAUCGAUCCUUUCCAAACGAAAGCGAGGACCUGAUCUCCUCACUCCACCUGCGUCUUCUCUCUUCCACUGGAGUCUCCGUUGGUGUGUCUUUGCCAAUCGAAAGGUCGCAGCUUCCAAUCGAGAGGUCGCAGCUUUGAAAUCUCAAUCCACUUCCGUUCGAUUCCGCUCCUGUACGCAAGCUUCUUUCCUCUCCAAAUCCUCGGUGAAUCGUCCCAAUCUCGUCAAGGUACGGUCUUCAACUCGUAGAUGAAAUGGUUAGAAUCUAGGGUUUGGAAUAGAAAAAAGCUUAUUGAUUUACAUGGUUCGAUUGUAUGAUUUGUAUCUUUGUAGGCAGAGAGAUUGUUUUCUUUAGAUUAUAUGCGUGAUUCGUAGCUAAAAAACAGCAUCCGUUAAAAACUUUUGUGGUUAGAUCCUGUAAGAAAAUAGGUUGAGUGAUUUCUAUAUUUACAGUUUGAUAUUAACAAAAUAGUGUGUGUCUCUUUGGUAGUGUGUGUCUCUUUAGAUCCUGCUCGUUUUGUUUUGUGCUGUAGUUUAGUUUUCUUUCUGCUAUCGUCUGAAACUUGGUUCGUAAUUCUUUUUGCCUUGCCAUAGUUAUGUUUCUGCUAUCAUCUAUCUGCCUUGCCUGAGUUUGUAAUUCUUUGAGUCUUAGUUUUGUGAAACUUAAAGACACUUGCGUGUAUUUGAAAGACACAAGUUGUUCGCAAUAGACUAGGAUUAUUAUUGAUGAUGUUGUUAGGAAUUACUGCUUAGUUACAACUAGUCUAGUUUGUUUGAAACCAAAUCUCAUUAUAUUAAUGAUGUAGUUAGGAAUGUUAGAUAGCUUUUCUCUUCUGUAAUAAGUUUGGAUUAGACAGUUCUUGUUCGGAGUUAGCCAUUUAUUUGCGUUUGUACUUUGUAGUCUUCAGUUCCUCCUAUAAAAUCAAUUUUCUCUUCUCACUUCUUUCAUCUCACUCGCUUUUCUCAUAUAUAUCUCUUCUCUUUUCUCUAAUAUAUCUGUUUUCUUUUCUCUAAUAUAUCUCUUCUCUUUUCUCUAAUAUAUCUCUUGUCUUUCUCCAAUAUAUCUCCUCUCUUUUCUUACUGCUAUGGAUCCAAAUAAUAUUCAUAGUCAGAGCUCUAGUUUAUUAGGACUGCUUCAGAGUCAACAAGGGAGCGUUUACCAUGGUGGUAUUAACUUUGGUGAUUCUCAACCUAUCCCGUCAUUCAGUUCACAACCAUCUCAAGUACCACCAGUGCCCCGUGGUGUUAGACGCAAAUGGGACCCGGCUGAUGACGAGGUGUUGAUCAGUGCGUGGCUCAACACCUCUAAAGAUGCAAUUGUAGCAAAUGAGCAGAAGUCGGGGACCUUCUGGGAUAGGGUUGCUCAUCUCUAUUCCUCAAGUCCUCAUGGAUUAGAAGAUGGUGAGAGAGAGAGAGAACCCGGGCAAUGCAAGAAAAGGUGGCAUAGAAUAAACGAUGACGUUAACAAGUUUUGUGCCGCAUACUCCGCAGCAGAGAGACAGCAUAGAAGUGGUGAGAGUGACACUGAUCUUCUAAAGAAGGCGCAUGAGAUCUUCUUUGCUGAUCAAGCUAAGAAGUUUACUCUUGAACAUGCGUGGUGUACGUUGAGAUUUGAACAGAAGUGGCUUUCCCUUAACGUACCUAAAGCUGGCAACGGUGAGAAGAGGAAGAAUGUUGAGACAACGACACAACCUUCCACCACCGACGGUGUCGUUGAUGCUGAGCGGAGGCCAGAAGGAAUCAAAGCUGCUAAGGCUAGAAGAAAUGGUGGUAAAGGAAAGUCAGUGUCAGACUAUGCGAGUGUUUGGGAAAUGAAGAAGGAGGACUGGGAAAUGAAGAAGGAGGACUUGGAGAGGAAGGAGAGACUGUCGAAGUUAGCUAUACUUGACACUCUCCUGGCCAGGACUCAACCAUUGAGUGAGGCUGAAGAAGAUGUGAAGAAUAGGCUCUUAGCGGAGUGUUUCUGAACAAUUAGAGCUUCUAAACAUUAGUGGCUUAAACUUUUAACCUUUUUAUUCUCUGUGUAAUGUUUAAUGUAUGGAUCCUUUGCUUUCUGCUCAAUGUUUUAUGUUUUGUUAUGUUGUUCGGUGUUAAGUUCCCCUAAGUGCAUUUUAUUAUUAAUAUUAAUGUAGUUUGCUCACCUCAAAACGCUUGCUACUUUUUAUUAUUCUCUAUGUAUGAUUAAUAUUAAUGUACUAAAAACGCUUGUUACUUUUUUGCAGGUUUACUAGAAAAUGGGGCGCUACAGCUAUAGCCAACCAUCACAGUCGGGGGAUAUGUUUGGAAACAAUGCAGACAGUGAAUACUCCGAGACGGAGGAUCUAAUCCGACGUGAUCAAGCUGAGCUAAGCUUAGAACGUCGUUCAUCCGUCAUAUACCCUCCACAACCGGAGGUGGAGUUCGGGUUCCCGCAGGUUUGCUACUGUGGUUCUCCGCCACAGCUUGUAGCGUCUAGAAGUAUUAAUGGUGAAGGUCGCUUAGUAUACACUUGCGCGAAUAAAGACGACGGAGAGUGCCAUGUAUGGAAAUGGUGGGACGUGGCGGUGAUGGAGGAGAUGAGAGCCAGAGAUAGACAUGUCCUCCAGCUGGAGGAAAAGGUAGAUAACCUGUCCCUUUUGAGUGACUAUGAUAAGUUAUCUUCCGUGUGUGAUAAUGCUAAGGAGAAAUCUGUUUGUAGUGAUGGGUUUGAGUAUGUCGUGUGUGCUAUGGUCGUUGUACUAAUUUUAAUAGGGUUGGGGAUUAUGUAUGUGUAAUGGUUUAGGCAGGGAUGGUCGUUGCGUCGGUUUAGGCAAUGCGUUUUCGUUGUUUUUUUUAAGCCCUCGGAUGUAAUCAUUUUCAGACAUUGAAAACUUGUGUAUCAAGUUUGGACCGUCAAACAUGAUCAUUGUACUUGUACUCGGAUUUAUGUUUUAUAUCUACAUGUAUGUUUUCUAUUUUUCCAUAUUUCUGCAAUGUAUGUUUUUUAUGUACCUAAAAAUCACAUGUAUGUUUACUAUCCACCUAAAAAUCACAUGUAUCUUUUCUAUCUACCUAAAAAUCACAUGUAUCUUUUCUAUCUACCUAAAAAUCACAUGUAUCUUUACUCUCUACCUAAAAACCAUACCUAAAAAUCACAUGUGAGGAUCCUAACUACCAAGGUCUAUAAAUAACAGACUUAUUUUGAUUAGAAAAAAUGCAAAGCAUUCUCUUCUCUUUAAUUUACAUAGCAUUUACUCUCUUGCGAAAAUUUAUCAAUGGCUUCCUCCUCUCAUUUUCAUUACCACCAAGACGAUCACCAACCUGAUAAUGAAGAUAUAUUCGAAGACUUAUUUGAAGACAUUGAUGAUUUACUAGAAGAAAAUGAGCGUGUACCACGUAAUUUUAUCGACAGACAUCGGGAGGAAGGUCAAGAUAUGUUAUGGAAUGAUUAUUUUAGCGAUACUCCAACCUACCCGCACAAUGUCUUCCGGCGACGGUUU